AUGUUCCCCCUCUCUCUAUCAUUUGUUCUUUUUCUCUCUCUGCUUCUCUUUGCCUUUUCUGGAUAUGACAAAAUUUUAAAGGGUGAAUGCAUGGUUGAUAUAAAAAACCAUCUGCUUCACUUUUUUUCGCACUCUUCCCCACAUCUUACUCCUCAAGAAGCCAGUGACGACCAACAUCAACAAGUUUUCAACAAGGUUUCCAGCUAUGCAAGUCUACAGUUGGGAGCCUCUUCUGACUCUGCAGUAUCUACUGGUGUAAGCGUAUAUAAUACAUUACGCAAACACAAACACAAGCCCCAUGUGGACGAAUUACGGGAAAUUAUGGCAAAGCCUCAUUUUCAGGCUCUACUGUACACUCAUGACAAGGUGGCCUGUCGUGACUAUGAACCAAAAUUAUUUUCUCUUCCACAUGAAGUUAACGAGGCUGAAGAAGCUGUCAAGAUUGUCAGGAUAAUCAAGAAUGAAGAGCCACUGGGUGCAACCAUACAAAAAAAUGAAAAGAAGCAGAGCCUGGAAAUAGCCAGGAUUUUGCGUGGUGGGGCAGCAGACAGAAGUGGUCUGGUGCAUGUUGGGGAUGAAAUUUGUGAAGUAAAUGGGACAAAUGUUCAGGGUUGUGACCCUAAAGAAGUUGUACAGUUGUUGGCAAAAUUUAGUGGUCCUGUAACCUUGAAACUUUUCCCAGCUGAUAAUAAUAAGGGUAUCAUGCGAGAAAGCAAGACUUACUUUCGUACCCCACAGAUUCGACUUAGAGCUUUAUUUGACUACGACCCAUUUGAUGAUCCCAUAAUCCCAUGCCCAGAAGCAGGACUUUCUUUCCAGAAAGGAGAUGUUCUCCAGAUUGUUAGCCAAGAGGACCCUUUAUGGUGGCAGGCUCGCAAAGAAGGAGACAGCAACUUACGAGCAGGACUUAUUCCUGGGAAACAGCUGCAAGAAAGACGUACUUCAUCUCUUCUCAACGGUUUAAGGUAG
Messenger RNA from Acanthosepion pharaonis, 969 nucleotides. The record is from the annotation of a GenBank genome assembly. NCBI's taxonomy places the organism in Eukaryota, Metazoa, Mollusca, Cephalopoda, Sepiida, Sepiidae.